CUGCGCCGUGGCUCCUCUUAUUUUGGCGGCUGAGGGGGAAACAUGGCGGAAAAUUUGAAAGGUGCGAUCGAAGUGGAGAAGAUCACUCUGUGUGAGGAUGCUUUCCGAGAGUUUGAAGUGCCGUUUGAAGUCAAACCAGGACUGGUGGAGCUGGAAAAUCCUCCGCUGCUCAAAGAUGAUCUCCAAGAGUUUGACCUGUCACUGGAAGUCAAAGCAGGAAUGGUGGAGCUGAAGGAUCUUCCUCUGGUGAAAGAUGCCCUACGAGAGUUUGACCUUUCACUUGAAAUCAGAGCAGAUUGCAGUGUACCUUGUAAGAUGUCGUGGGAUGAGCUGGAGGCUCUUUGUCGUACUGAGGGUCUUUACUGUAAAGAGCUGGGGGUGAACAAAGCCAACGUCAACGAGUAUGAGGUGGAGUUCCUGUGUGACUAUAAGAGGACCAAGGAGGAGGAGGAGUUCUACCUGGUGAAGUGGAGAGGCUUUCCAGAGUCAGACAACACAUGGGAGCCCAAGAGGAACCUCAAAUGCAACAAACUGAUAAAGCAGUUCCACUUGGAUCUGGAAAAGGAGCUGAGGCGCCACAAGAGACGCUGCAUCCCUAAAAAGCUGGAUAAGGAGGUAUCCACGUUCCUCGUGCAGAAAGCCAAAACCCGUCAGUCCCUGCAGCGCUGGGAGAAUCAUUUAAACCAAACCCGCAACAGCCCGGGACGCAUUUAUGUCAUCAAUGAUGUAGACUUUGAGGGCCCACCAAAAAACUUUACCUACAUCAACAACUACAAAGUGGGGCAGGGCAUCGUGUUGGACGAGAUGGCGGUGGGCUGUGAGUGUAAGAACUGCUUUGACGAUCCUGUGAACGGCUGCUGCCCCGGGGCCUCGCUGCACCGGAUGGCUUACAACGAAAAGGGGCAGCUGAAGAUCCGAGCGGGGAAGCCGAUUUACGAGUGUAACACUCGGUGCAGCUGUGGUCCGGACUGUCCCAACAGAGUGGUGCAGAAGGGAAUCCAAUUCGACCUGUGCAUCUUUAAGACAGAGAAUGGACGAGGGUGGGGCGUCCGCACGCUGCAGCACAUCAAGAAGAACACAUUUGUCAUGGAGUAUGUAGGAGAGAUCAUCACAACAGAUGAGGCAGAGAGGAGGGGUCACGUGUACGACCGUCAGGGCUCCACGUACCUCUUUGACCUGGACUACGUGGAGGACGUGUACACGGUGGACGCAGCUCACCAAGGAAACAUCUCCCACUUUGUCAACCACAGCUGUAACCCCAACCUUCAGGUUUUUAAUGUGUUCAUUGAUAACAUCGAUGAGAGACUCCCAAGGAUCGCUUUAUUUUCAACAAGGUCCAUUCGAGCAGGAGAGGAGCUCACCUUUGACUACAAGAUGCAAAUUGAUCCAGUGGACACAGAAAGCACCAAAAUGGACUCCAGUUUCAGUCUAGCGGGGCUGCCCAGCUCCCCGAAGAAGAGGAUUCGAGUGGAGUGUCGGUGUGGCUCGGACUCGUGUAGAAAGUAUCUCUUCUGACGAGGGACAACACUCGCCGUUAUCAGUGUAAAGAUGUAGACAUAUGUACAGAUUUGUAUAUGGAUUUUUAUUUUCUUUUCGUUUAAGAAGGUGAAACUUUUAUAUGUGAAAGUGAUGAACUUUUUAAAGAUAAAAACUCAAACCAGAAUGUUAAAUUUAUCUAACAGGAUGUAGAAAGUGUAGGUUUGCAUAAAGUUAAGGACUCUAUCAGAGGAUUAUUUUACUAUGUGAACACUUUCAGAUGUUUCCAAAUAUCUUUUUUCCGUCCCCUGGAAAUAGAAGGUGUAAUGGUGCAUGUAAAGAGAAUGACCUACAUUCACUGACCAUUUUAUUAGGUACACUUGUUCAACUGCUCAAUCAUGUAGCAAUACCAAACAACAGUAAGUUAGCCACAGGAUUGAUGUUAUGGCUGUUUGCAUAAGAAGUGAGCCCCUACAUCACAUUGUCUCUGAAGCUGUAUUUUUAUUGAAUGACUCAUGCACUUAAGUGCAGUCACUUGGUAGCUGAACCCCUAAAUGGACCCUUAAUCUGCAGAAUGCAUCGUUUAAAUGACCCCUAAAAUCACCUUCUCCUCCAUGCUGAUGCUCAGUUUUACCACCAUCUCAUCUUCUUGUCUUCAUGCCAAAAUGCACCGGUUGUUGCCACGUGAUUGGCUGAUUAGAUAGUUGCAUUAAAGAGCAGUUGAACAGGUGUACCUAAUUACGUGGAUGUUAAGUGUAUUCAUUUGCAGUCUUUUGUGCUUUAAACUAUGAUUGAAACGGUAGCCAACAGAUGGAAUCACUGACGUGUCCUUCAAGGGAUUUUCUGUCUUUUUGUAUGGUGCUAAAACUCUCAGAACUGCACAGAAAUCAAAAUAUUCAAAUGAAAUAUAAUAAUACCAACCCUAGACGCAGCUUAUCCAUAGUGCCAGUUAAUUUUGCAGUAGAAUAAUUGAAUGGGUUUUCAUUAUUUUCCAGCAGUCUGUUUGUAGUUGUCUCACGGUCUCUGGACUCAGUUGUUCAAGAGCAAUUCUUUAACUGCACACGUGUAAGAUUGCAAUUUAUUUGGAGUUCUGUUUUGCUUAUUUUAACAUUAAUUUUCCAUGUUUUUGCAUCAUGCUGCAGGUGCUGGUUGAUUUUUAUGGUUGUUCCAAAAUCUCACUGUGCUUCAAAAGAGCUUUUUAGUCAUGGCUGUGUCAAACUGCCAAGUUAAGUGUGUUUUUGUUUUUAAUGUCAAAACUGGAAAAUGAAAAGUUGACUGUC
Cheilinus undulatus (humphead wrasse) is the source of this 2756-nucleotide messenger RNA. Its product is annotated as histone-lysine N-methyltransferase SUV39H1-like. Gene Ontology annotation, molecular function: protein binding; zinc ion binding; histone H3K9 methyltransferase activity. Bases 43 to 1515 code for a protein of 490 amino acids. The transcript has 9 exons. Gene Ontology annotation, cellular component: nucleus. Lineage: Eukaryota; Metazoa; Chordata; Actinopteri; Labriformes; Labridae. The record is from RefSeq and is a predicted model, not a curated record.